Molecule: messenger RNA, 1366 nt
Organism: Astyanax mexicanus (Mexican tetra)
Lineage: Eukaryota; Metazoa; Chordata; Actinopteri; Characiformes; Acestrorhamphidae
Product: protein CFAP210-like
Exons: 1
Coding region: 126-1277 (383 amino acids)
Source: RefSeq, a predicted model, not a curated record
UACAGUAUGUGUAAGUGUAUUAGAAGUACUAAAACAAGCAUCUCGCUCCCGACGCGCGCACCUACUCAGAACGAUGACGUCAUCACCGCCGCUCUGGCAGGCGCGAGCGGCGCGCGGCCGUUGCGAUGACGUCAUACGGUCACGAGGUUAUAAAUAGUGUCCUGCAUCAGGAUCUCUUCAUUUAUAUUUUACUGAUAAUAACAGAAGCGUCUGCUAUUAUGGAUUCAAGGAGACAGAGGGAGGAUCAGAGACAGGAGGCCAUCUCCCGGGCGAAGGACAUCUUCUUCUACCAAUCAGAGAGAGUGAGACAGUUCCGGAGCACCGUGGGUCUGUCUGAGAUUCAGAAGGACAUACAGGCUGAGAUUGAGAGGAAACGAAAAGAAAAGAUGGCCUCUAAAGCUCAGGAUGAAGAGUACUGCUCAAUGCAGAAAAACAGACUGCAGAAAGAGCUCCUGGAGAAAUCCCUUCUUCAGCAGAAGAAGAAAGAACAGGAGAUGGAGCUCUGCAGAGCUCUUCAGAAACAGGUGGAGGAGAAGAAGGAGCUUCUCGCAGGAGAAGCUCUGAGGAAAGAGGAGGAGGAGAAACGGCAAAAGCUCUUUCUCGAUUCUAAAGACCAGCAGGCCAAACUCCAGCUAGAGAAAAGAGAACAGCAGAUUAGAGAGAGGCAGGAGCGCACCGAGCUCGUUACCCAGAGCAUGGAGAAACUCCAGCUCCAAAAACAGCCCCUCGACGAGGACCUGCUGAUCUCUAAAGCAAAGAGAGAAGAUCAGGCCAAGAUCCGUCAGCUGCAGAGCAAGAAGGAGGAGAUGAAAGCAGUGAUGACGGACUCCAUUAAAGAAUACACCAAAGCCUCUCGAAAAGAGAAGGAGCGCCUGCGUCUAAAGGAGAAACGCGACGACGCCGAGCUUCUCGCUUCCUAUAAAGAGGCCGAUAGAAAGUUUCUCAAAGAGCAAAAGAUCAAAGCUCAGAAAAAACGAGAAAAGGGCAAAGAAAUAAACAAAUUCAACGCUCUUCAGAUGGCCGAGAAACAAGAACUGGAGCAGCGCCUUAAACAAGAAGAUCUGCUGCUGGAGAGCCGCGAUGCCCAACUAAUUAAGGAGGAGGAGGAGCGGUUCCAGCGGUACGCAGAGCGCUGCAUCCAGAGCGCCGAGGCGGCCGGCAGGAGCUCCUACACGCUCCGCAAGGCGGCCCAGCGGGGCGUCGGAGGAGGACUGGGCCCUGUAAUAGAUGGAGCUCGGUCCAGAUAUCUCGAUCCUGAACCAAGACCAAUGCCCUAACUCCUCCAAUCAAUCAACCAAUCAAUAAAGCAGAGCUCUGAUAACAACAUCUAGAGGAGAGAGCGCUCCUUCAAUCAAUCAAUCAAUCA